UCACUUUAAAACGUAAAGUAGAAUGGUCAUACUUUUUUAUUGUGAGAUCACAUGGACCUUGACCCUUGAGAGAAGGUAUAUAUACAGCUGUUGAUGUCAUCGCAAAUACUCUUUAAACUCUGUCUCUUCAGUUUUUUUUUUUCUAUACUUUUCUUUCAAAAGAAGGAAAAAUAAAAUAAAAGUGAUGAUCAUAACAGUUCUUCAUUCUCUUGUCUCGUUUUAUUUCAUCAUCAUCCCAACCCUCAUCUUCUUCCAUGGAAGUAACGGUGCUACAAUAACUAUCGUAAACCGAUGCAGCUUCACUGUCUGGCCUGGAAUUUUACCCAACUCAGGAAGUGGGGACAUAGGAACCACUGGUUUUGAGUUAGCCUCUGGUGGUGCACGUUCCUUCCAAGCUCCAGCAAGCUGGUCUGGUCGGUUUUGGGCAAGAACUGGUUGUAACUUCGACUCUCAAACAGGCCAAGGCACUUGCUUAACCGGUGACUGCGGUUCCAACCAAGUAGAGUGUAACGGCUCAGGAGCCAAACCACCCGCUACACUAGCCGAGUUCACAAUCGGGUCAGGUCCAGAAGACCCGACCCGAAAACAAGACUUCUACGACGUGAGCCUUGUGGACGGAUACAACGUCCCUAUGGUAGUUGAAGCUAGUGGAGGGUCAGAAGGUAACUGUUUGACCACAGGAUGCGUAACGGAUCUAAACCAAAGAUGUCCAGCGGAGCUCCGGUUCGGAUCCGGGUCAGCAUGCAAAAGCGCGUGCGAAGCGUUUGGUAGUCCAGAGUAUUGUUGUAGUGGCGCGUACGCUUCACCAACCGAGUGUAAACCGUCCAUGUACUCGGAGAUAUUCAAAACAGCGUGUCCUAGAUCGUACAGCUACGCGUUUGACGAUGCUACGAGUACGUUCACAUGCACUUCUGCAGAUUAUACCAUCACUCUUUGCCCUUACUUGCCUAGCCAAAAAUCUGCAGCUAAUGGGUGGAGAGAGGGCAGUGGAUCUGCAGGAAGCUCACCGUCUCCAUUGUCUACGUGGUUAUCUGAUGUAUUCAGUUCUGGCUCAUCAUAUAUUCAUAAAUCUUCCAAAUAUUUACCCAUCUUUUGUUGUAUUUUUCUUUUUCUUUGGUGGUUUUGAUUUAUGUUUAUGUUUCUCAUUUCCGGCUUCCGGGUGUGUAUAUCUGCUGCAUCCUAUUACAUUUAUAUGUUUCAUGAUUGUGCACACUAAUGGACAUAUAACCACACUGUUGAUUUGUAUUUUUGAACGCACUACAAGAUAAUGAUAACCAUGCGCAAUAUGGAAACUAACCCCUAAAAGUAUCUCUAUCCCAAACUGUUUGAAAAAUUACUAGAAAAGGUUCUCAAGAUUUGUGAUAUCCAACUAUUAUUUCAGAGUAUUAUUCUUGAGAACCCAUUUUAUUAAAUUUGUUAUGAGAAUGCUCUAAGUUCCGGCAUAGAUUGCAUCUCAAAUAGGCCAUUACAGUUUUAGUUACAAUUACAACGUAAGAUCGUAACCAAUAUACCAAAUGCAAAAAAUAUGAGACGAUGAGUGUUUUAGUCAGAAAGUUUGCGGGUGGCAUUUUGCUAUUGUUAUGUAUAGAGUUUAUUGGAGCCGAGUGAGAAAGUGGUUGCAAUACUCGAGAAAUGUCGUCAUAAUUCAUCUAUAAAAAAAUACAACUAAGUGGAAGAACUUAUCUGAUGAUAACUAACAUAUAACGUAUAAUGGCCUUUUUUUGGUUUGUACUUUGUAUACAAAUGGUGUAUCCUAUUAGGAUUACAUUGAUGAUGGAGAGAUGACGAGAAAUGCAAAAAAGAGAAGUGAAAAAAUAAAUAAAAAAGAGCAAAAGGAGGAAAGAA
Messenger RNA from Brassica rapa (field mustard), 1845 nucleotides. RefSeq names its product thaumatin-like protein 1. Lineage: Eukaryota; Viridiplantae; Streptophyta; Magnoliopsida; Brassicales; Brassicaceae. The record is from RefSeq and is a predicted model, not a curated record.